This is a messenger RNA of Sclerotinia sclerotiorum 1980 UF-70, 1584 nucleotides long. RefSeq lists its product as hypothetical. Bases 1 to 1584 code for a protein of 527 amino acids. Gene Ontology annotation, molecular function: FAD binding. Lineage: Eukaryota; Fungi; Ascomycota; Leotiomycetes; Helotiales; Sclerotiniaceae. The record is from RefSeq and is a predicted model, not a curated record. The transcript has 6 exons.
AUGGAUACCGUCAAUCAGGUGACCAUUGUCGGAGCAGGCCCAGCAGGUCUUAUGCUAGCCUGUACCCUUUUACGAUACGGAAUCCAGGUCACUAUUCUCGAUGACAGGCCUUCUUCAACCGCGACAGGUCGAGCAGAUGGCUUACAACCAAAAACCAUCGAAACUCUCAAGCAACUAGGACUUGCGGAUGCUUUGCUCGAGAAAGGUGUUAAGGUGUAUGACAUUUGCUUCUGGAAAUCGACAGCAACAGAAGAAUUGCAUCGUACAGCCAGGGAAAUCCAUUAUCCAACAGAUGUAGUAGAUCUAUUAGAUCCGCAUCUUUUACUCAUACAUCAAGGAAUGAUUGAGGAUGUUUUCAUCCAGGAUUUAAAAGCCCGAGGAGUUGAAGUGCAGAGAAAUUCUUCUUUCCUGAGAUUCGUGAAGCCGACAUCUGAAAAUGAAGAUAUACAUGUAGAGUACCAAGAUCUUCAAAGCGGUAAAACAAAGGUUUUGAAAACGAAAUACCUUGUAGGUUGCGAUGGCGCCCAUUCAAAUGUUAGAAAAUGUAUAGAUGGGGCAGAGAUGGAAGGAGACCAAAGUGGGAGUGUAUGGGGUAUUUUGGAUGCAGUCAUUGAAACGGAAUUUCCGGAUUUAUGGAGCAAGACUGUGGUUCAUUCAGAGAAGGGUGCAAUACUUGCCAUACCAAGAGAGCGAAAUAUGACGAGACUCUAUAUUGAACUGCAAGACACGGCAGAGAAAGACUCCAAAGAAGUUGUUCAAGACUUUGUGAUGAAGAGGGCUGAGGAAAUUUUUAGUCCAUAUAAGUUGACAUGGAAGCGUAUCGAAUGGUUUGCGGUAUACAGAUUUGGUCAAAGAGCAGCAAAACGCUUCUCAGAUGACACACAGCGCGUUUUCAUUGUUGGGGAUGCUGCACAUAACCAUUCCCCGAAAGCAGCACAAGGUAUGAAUGUAUCGAUGCAUGAUUCCUUCAAUCUUUCAUGGAAAUUGGCCCUUACCAUAAAAUCCCUUGCGCUGCCGUCACUUCUGAAAACAUACACAGAAGAAAGAAAAGACGUUGCCCAAGACCUCCUCGCGUUCGAUUUUGAACAUGCCAAUGCUUACUCUGCUGGCGAUCCUGAAGCGCUUGCGGAGAACUUUGCACAGAAUGUUAGGUUUAUAUCCGGACUUGCGGAAUAUGGGGUUCUCGCUCGCAUUUCUGCUGCAGCUCAUGCAUUCACACCACUUGAGACAGAAAUGGAUGACUAUAUUCAGCCAAACAGGUAUAUAGGUGUGAGCAAGGUGUUCACGUACGCUUUGGUGACAAAGAUGAACAAGGAAAGGUUCGAGAUCGCAGACUUACCAAUGAGCUUGCAAGAGAGUAGGUGGACGAUCUACGUGGAUGAUAUUUGUAAAGAUGGAAAAAGUUGUACAAGCAAAUGGGUAGGUGAUGUCGAAGAUGAUGAGAUGGUAGUUUUGAAUGUCAGACCUGAUGGAUACGUUGGUUCACUAAAAAAGUUUCAUGGAAUUUCCAAUGAAAGUGAAGAUGUUGGUGACGAGGUAGUAAAUUGGUUGCAGGAAUAUUAUGGUGGAUUCUUGAAGAGUUGA